AGGCAUUGAGGGUAGCCAAUAAACCCGCGUUUGGUCCCGGGAAUACGCAAAAGCGGCAGCAUGAUCCCCUGUUGCGGCCAAGUUGGUGCAUCUUCAUGAUAGAGAAACACUUGAACCAUCUAUCUAUAUCGUUACACUCAUUGGAGGCACGUCCGCGGGCACCUGCACUCCUCAAUGUGCGAUGCGCAUGGUUUCGCAAGAUGUGACCUCCGCAGCUAUCAUCUUCUUAUCGACCACUCUCUCGCCCAAGAGCUUCCCUCAAUGGCUGAUCUGUCUCCUCUUCAUCGCCGGUCUUGUCCCGACUGCGCUGACUCAGACCCCGGGCCAGGUUACAGCGCUGAAGAAGGAGGUUGAAGAUCUUUUCUAUCAUGGAUACGAGAAUUACAUGCUACAUGCAUUUCCCGAAGACGAACUCCGUCCGAUCUCCUGCAAACCCUUGACACGCGACCGUGACAACCCAGCCCACAUCGAAGUCAAUGAUCCGUUGGGAAACUACUCCCUUACUCUCAUUGACAGUCUAUCUACCUUGGCCAUUUUAGCAUCCAACCCUGCGAAUACGAAGCAUAAUAAGCCCUUGCGGCUGUUUCAAGAUGGUGUUCGGGAUCUAGUCGCACAAUAUGGCGACGGCAGUAGUGGAGAGGCUGGUCAGGGAUUAAGAGCAAGAGGAUUUGAUCUGGACAGCAAGGUGCAAGUGUUUGAAACAGCAAUCCGCGGCCUCGGUGGCUUGCUGAGCGCCCAUCUGUUUGCUGUUGGCGAGCUUCCAAUCCGUGGUUAUAAUCCGUCAAAAGAGCAGGCUGCCCUGGCUAGAACAUGGCACAAAGACGCGAAUGCGAUCGGUGCCAAAGGCAUCCUGUGGCAGAAUGGUUUCGAGUACAAUGGGCAACUGCUGAGACUGGCGUAUGAUAUGGGAAACCGUCUCAUACCUGCCUUUUGGUCUACUACUGGAAUACCAUAUCCGCGGGUCAAUCUUCGUUCCGGUAUCCCAUUCUAUGCCAACUCACCACUAAAUGCUCCUCUCCACGAGGGGCAAUGCGACGCUCGGCCUGGUGCGCCAGAGAUUACUGAGACAUGUAGUGCUGGCGCCGGCAGUCUAGUGCUCGAAUUCACCGUUCUGAGUAGACUAACAGGAGAUGACCGUUUUGAAGAACUUGCCAAGAGAGCUUUUUGGUCUAUUUGGAAUCGACGGAGCAGUAUCGACCUGAUUGGCGCUGGAAUUGACGCCGAAACUGGUGCUUGGAUUGGUACUUGGACUGGAAUUGGUGCUGGAGUCGACAGCUUCUUUGAAUAUGCUUUCAAAUCGCACAUUUUGCUCUCGAGGGACGCUCAUCCUGUUUACGCAAGGCGCGAGGACGUUGAAGAUCCAAGAGUGCUGUUUGACCCCCUGCCAGUGGAAGAAGACACUUCUCAGGCAUUCCUUGGGGCGUGGAACAUCGCCCAUGCUGCGAUUAAGCGACAUCUCUAUCGUGGGACGAACUUCCAGCAUCCUCACUACAUCCAAGCUGACUUGAUUACCGGCGCUGCGAGAGGCUUCUGGAUCGAUGCUUUAAGUGCUUUCUACCCCGGGCUUCUGGCGUUGGCAGGCCAUAUCAACGAGGCUAUCGAGACUCACCUCCUCCAGACAGCUCUUUGGACCAGAUUUUCUGCUCUACCUGAACGAUGGAAUCUAAUAACGGGAGGCAUUGAGGGUGGUCUCGGAUGGUGGGUCGGCAGGCCGGAAUUCAUUGAGUCAACAUACUAUCUUUAUCGUGCCACAGAAGAUCCCUGGUAUUUCCACGUUGGGGAGAUGGUGCUACGGGACAUCAAGCGUCGCUGCUGGACCAGAUGUGGUUGGGCCAGCAUACAGAACGUCUUGACCGGCGAAAAGACGGACAGAAUGGAAAGCUUUUUCCUGGGAGAGACUGCCAAAUAUUUGUUCCUUCUAUUCGAUCCGACACAUCCACUCAAUCAUCUCGAUGAGCCGUUCGUCUUUACGACCGAAGGUCAUCCAUUGAUUAUUCCUCGGAGCGUUGAUGAUGGUCAUCACCAGGGUAAGCUCUGGAACCCCGGCUCUCAGGAGGAAGCCACCUGUCCAGUGAAGCCGAGCCCGUUGCCUUUUAGUGUUUCCAAAGUUGCAGCAAGAGGCGACGUUUACCAUGCAGCGAAUCUGGCCAGACUGCAUCUCAUGCCGACAAGGGACAACGUCGAGUCUGUUCUCGGUGAAUAUGCAGCAGAUCACCCGAGUAUCACCUUGUCAGACAUCAGCUCACCGUCCAAUUACACAUACUAUCCUUGGACUCUGCCACCGGAACUCGUUCCUGUCAAUGCCGCCAGCUCCCCAAUCCAUACAAGACCUACGCUCGACAUCUCGUUCCCUGCCACCUCGACUCCUGGGCAACCAGCGCCACCCCUGCAACGCGUGAAAGAUGGCAUCCUCAUCAACUCCAUUGGCGGUCUACGACUAGCAAUGAUCCAGGAUGCCCCGAUUCUGGAAGAUGGUGGAAUUUCUGAUGCAUUCCGCAUACAAGCCGUCAAUAACAUCCCGCUCGGGAAGGAUGAGAAAGUGUUUCUUGCGAGAGAUACGGGCAAAGACAUCUUGAGCUCAAUGGACCCCAAUUUCUCCCGCAUCCGAGACCCGAUGAUGCUGGACAUUGUCAUUGAUCUCGAUAAACCGCUAGAACAGCACGAUGCCGGGGCGAAUUCGACCGAAGGGGCGUUCAUGAUUGACAUUCCCGGACUCGAAGCCACGACAGAUGGCGCAGUCAGAUCGGCAUGGAAUGCCAUUGUCGCACAACUAUCCAGCCUGCUCAAGGACCAUUCCAAGACAUCCUGGCCCUUCGCCACUCCACUGUCCCUUCACCCUCCGGCAGGCCAGCCCUCGGCUCCAGCCCAAGAUGGCACACCACGCUACCAUCUCACCGCAGUCACUCCCACUGGUCCCGGCGCUGCACCUCUGCCAGACUGGCCGGAAGUAUUGACGCUAACGACUCCUGGAGGCCAGGUCAUUCCACUGUUAUGGAACAAGAUCUAUGCUACGGAUGAUCUGUGCGAUUACCGUCUUCCAACCGACGUGGUCAAAUCCCACCAGAUUCUCGUGGCGAAGCGCGGUGGAUGCAAUUUCAGCCGCAAGUUGAGCAACAUCCCGUCAUACUCACCGUCAGCCCAGGCCCUACAGCUUGUCAUCAUGGUUUCGUAUGGCAGCGAUGACAUCUCCUCGGAAGAACAGCACAUUGACGACGAGUCAUCACUUGUGCGACCGUUUCUGGAAGACCCGCAGAAGACGCCCGCGGGACUGCCCCGGCAUAAUCCCAUACCUAUGGUCAUGGUUGCUGGUGGUGACAAAGUUUACGAUGCGUUGGCUGGAAAGACCGUGGGGAUCGGAAUCAAAAGACGGUAUCAUGUCGAGACCAAGGGCGUCAAGAUCGCGAACUUGAUCAUUGUGUAGUAGUGUACAUUAGUUGAAUGUCAAUGAGGAUUCAUAUAAAACUGUGAUAAAACACCCUGUGCGUGCAUCCUCAUAAUCCGUUAUACUGCCAUGCUAUUGCAAGUACUCCAUACAUCAUGAUUGUUCCCAUGAACACGGAUCUCCGUGGGGAUUCAGAAACUCCUCAAAUGAAACAUCGAAAGCGUUGAAGUUGAUGU
Molecule: messenger RNA, 3618 nt
Organism: Exophiala viscosa
Lineage: Eukaryota; Fungi; Ascomycota; Eurotiomycetes; Chaetothyriales; Herpotrichiellaceae
Product: mannosyl-oligosaccharide alpha-1,2-mannosidase
Exons: 1
Coding region: 182-3421 (1079 amino acids)
Biological process (GO): mannose trimming involved in glycoprotein ERAD pathway; endoplasmic reticulum mannose trimming; carbohydrate metabolic process
Cellular component (GO): membrane; endoplasmic reticulum
Molecular function (GO): calcium ion binding; mannosyl-oligosaccharide 1,2-alpha-mannosidase activity
Source: RefSeq, a predicted model, not a curated record